Messenger RNA from Erinaceus europaeus (western European hedgehog), 819 nucleotides. RefSeq names its product oligodendrocyte transcription factor 3 (gene OLIG3). The record is from RefSeq and is a predicted model, not a curated record. The transcript has a single exon. Gene Ontology annotation, molecular function: protein dimerization activity. Bases 1 to 819 code for a protein of 272 amino acids. Lineage: Eukaryota; Metazoa; Chordata; Mammalia; Eulipotyphla; Erinaceidae.
AUGAAUUCUGACUCCAGCUCUGUCUCCAGCAGAGCUUCCUCUCCGGACAUGGAUGAGAUGUAUCUGAGGGACCACCACCACCGCCACCACCACCACCAGGAGAGCCGUCUCAACUCGGUCUCGUCCACGCAAGGUGACCUGGUGCAGAAGAUGCCUGGAGAGAGUCUCUCGCGGGCCAGCGCAAAAGCUGCGGGCGAGAGUAGCAAGUACAAAAUCAAGAAGCAGCUGUCGGAGCAGGACCUCCAGCAGCUGCGGCUGAAGAUCAAUGGACGGGAACGCAAGAGGAUGCACGACCUGAACCUCGCUAUGGACGGGCUGCGCGAGGUCAUGCCCUAUGCGCACGGACCCUCGGUGAGAAAACUCUCCAAGAUCGCCACUCUCCUCCUAGCCAGAAACUACAUCCUCAUGCUCACCAGCUCCCUGGAGGAGAUGAAGAGGCUGGUAGGCGAGAUCUAUGGGGGCCACCACUCGGCCUUCCACUGUGGGACCGUGGGCCACUCUGCGGGCCACCCAGCACACGCUGCCAACGCCGUGCACCCAGUGCACCCCAUCCUAGGCGGAGCGCUCUCGUCUGGCAAUGCCUCCUCACCCCUGUCCGCCGCCUCCUUGCCAGCCAUCAGCACCAUCCGACCUCCCCACUCGCUGCUCAAGGCGCCCUCUACGCCGCCAGCGCUGCAGCUGGGCAGCGGCUUCCAGCACUGGGCUGGGCUACCCUGUCCCUGCACCAUCUGCCAGAUGCCACCGCCGCCGCACCUGUCUGCUCUCUCCACUGCCAACAUGGCCCGCCUGUCGGCAGAGUCCAAGGACUUGCUGAAGUGA